UGCUGGCUCGGGACCUGCGGCGCUCCCUGGGCAGCGGCGGCGGCGGCACCGACAGCGGCGGAGGGAGAAGCGGCCCGGGACCUCGACUUUCGGUGAGCCAUGGCCCGAACCAAGCAGACGGCGCGGAAAUCGACCGGGGGGAAGGCGCCCCGCAAACAGCUGGCCACCAAGGCGGCCCGGAAAAGCGCCCCCUCUACUGGCGGGGUGAAGAAGCCCCAUCGCUACAGACCCGGCACCGUGGCGCUGCGGGAGAUCCGCCGCUACCAGAAGUCCACCGAGCUGCUGAUCCGCAAGCUGCCCUUCCAGCGGCUGGUGCGGGAGAUCGCGCAGGACUUUAAGACCGACCUGAGGUUCCAGAGCGCCGCCAUCGGGGCGCUGCAGGAGGCGAGCGAAGCCUACCUGGUGGGGCUCUUCGAGGACACCAACCUGUGCGCCAUCCACGCCAAGAGAGUCACCAUCAUGCCCAAAGACAUCCAGUUGGCUCGCCGGAUACGGGGGGAGCGAGCUUAAAAAAUACAGCAAACACAAAGCAGCGAGGGCCGUUUUUAUGGUGUUUUGUAGUAAAUCCUGUAAAAUACUUUGGUUUAAUUUGUGACCUUUUUUUGUAAGAGAUUGUUUAUAAUAUGUUGCAUUUGUACUUCAGUCAUUCCAUCUUUCACUCAGGAUGAAUGCAGAAAAUAACAAAACAAAACAAGUGACUGUUCACAGAACUCAGUGAUGUGAGCGCUGUUGCUCAGGAGUGACAAGUUGCUAAUAUGCAGAAGGGACGGGAUGGGUGAUCUUUUCUUGCUUCUCAUGAUGCAUGUUUCUGUAUGUUACCGACUUGUUGGGUAGCUUAUUAAGGUACUAGAGUCGAUACAUGUGUACAGGGUCCUUUUGCAAUAAAACUGGUUAUGACUUGAUCCAAGUGUUUAACAAUUGGGGCUGUUAAGUCUGACCAUACAUCACUGUGAUAGAAUGUGGGCUUUUCAAGGGUGAAGAUCAACAAGUCUUAACCACAGUGUAACUCAGUUUCCUUAAAAAGAAAAGAAAAAAGAAAAAAAAAACGUAAACCUGGCAGCUAUAGAAUACACUAUGUGCAUUUAUAAUAGCUAUUUUAUAUAUUGUAGUGUCGGCAUUUUUAAAUUAAAUGUUUUACAUUCGCAUUUCGGUGGGGAGUCUUGUCAUUAAGGCGUGUGUAAUUGAGAGAUGAGUUGGUUUCCUUUGAAGUAGACACUUUUUUUCUUUUUCCUUGUAGUGGUAAGACGCUUUUGCGAAUUCUACCCCUUGCCUAAGUCCUCAUUCUACCACAUGUUAACUAACCCUCUAGCUGAUAAUGCAGAACACUAAUGGGGGGGGGGUCUUAUAUUUAUAAGGGCUCUAGAAUAUAAUACAAGUUAUUCACACCAGCAUCAUCUGUUACUAAUAUUCUAAACUAGUUCAGUGCAGCUUUCCUUUGUGUUGUGGUUAGUCUCGACUAAGCUGAUUUCUCUACCAAGAGGAGACCUUAAUGAAGCUCUUUCCUUUGAUCUGUUUGCCCUUAGGGAGGGCGCACAGCUCCAGAGGAUCGGAACUUCUGCCAGUUUUAGGAUGGUUUUGGGUCAGGGUACAUUUGGUGUGCUUUGCUCCUGGGGGAAACCCGGAGUGACGGCCUUCUGAGUGGUUGCAAACCUCACUCUUAAGUGGAAGUUUUGAGGCUAAUUAUGUAAUAUUGGCUAAAUUUACAAAUAAAACUUGUUUUCUUCAA
Messenger RNA from Suncus etruscus (white-toothed pygmy shrew), 1726 nucleotides. RefSeq names its product histone H3.3A. NCBI's taxonomy places the organism in Eukaryota, Metazoa, Chordata, Mammalia, Eulipotyphla, Soricidae. Gene Ontology annotation, molecular function: DNA binding; structural constituent of chromatin; protein heterodimerization activity. Gene Ontology annotation, cellular component: nucleosome. The transcript is spliced from 4 exons. Bases 100 to 510 code for a protein of 136 amino acids. The record is from RefSeq and is a predicted model, not a curated record.